AUGCCGGAGGAACGCCACCCCUUACCAUCCCCAAUGGCGGGAAGACUUAGGGGUCGCAAGGAACCUGCAAAGGAGGGGUCUUCCAAGCUCCUUCCCCUACGCCAAGGAGGGGGCCCAGGCAACCAAUUCCAAUACUGGCCCUUCUCGGUCUCAGACUUAUAUAACUGGAAGUCCCAUAACCCUUCCUUCUCACAGGACCCUAUAGCUUUGACCGCUCUGAUCGAGUCCAUUCUAAUCACGCAUCAACCCACUUGGGAUGAUUGCCAGCAGCUCUUGCAGACUCUUCUCACUAUAGAGGAGAGACAAAAAGUUUAUCUGGAAGCCAGAAAAAAUGUUCUGGGAGACAAUGGAAGACCUACCCAGCUCCCGAAUGUGAUUGAUGUCGCCUUUCCCUUGACCCGUCCUGACUGGGAUUUCAAUACGGCUGAAGGUAGGACCCACCUAAAUCUUUAUGGCCAGUUACUCAUAGCAGGCCUCCAUAAUGCAGGGUGCCACCCUACCAAUUUGGCUCAGGUAAGACAGGUUACUCAGGGCUCCGAAGAAUCUCCAACCGCUUUCUUAGAGAGACUUAGAGAGGCUUAUCGUAGAUAUACCCCCUUCGAUCCUGAUAGCCAUGAACAGAGAGGAAAUGUGUCCAUGGCAUUCAUUUAGCAGUCAGCGCCAGACAUUAGACAUAAGUUACAGCGACUGGAGAAUUUACAAGAUUUCUCGUUACAAGAUUUGUUAAAGGAGGCAGAAAAAAUUUAUAAUAAAAGAGAAACUCAGGAAGAAAAGGAAGAAAGGUUAAGGAAAGAGGGUGAAGAAAAGGAAGAUAAGCGAGAGCGUAAGCGAAAUAAGGAGCUUAGCAAAAUCUUGGCCGCCAUAGUGCAAAGCAAUCAAGGAUCAGAAACAGGAGAGCUAGGCAAGGAAGGAGACAGAAGAAAGCCUCGGGUAGCUUGGGACCAAUGUGCCUAUUGCAAAGAGAGAGGACAUUGGGCCAAAAACUGCCCAAAAAGACCCCAUAACCC
Molecule: messenger RNA, 1007 nt
Organism: Neogale vison (American mink)
Lineage: Eukaryota; Metazoa; Chordata; Mammalia; Carnivora; Mustelidae
Exons: 1
Coding region: 1-651 (216 amino acids)
Biological process (GO): virion assembly
Source: RefSeq, a predicted model, not a curated record